This is a messenger RNA of Rhodotorula graminis WP1, 1168 nucleotides long. RefSeq lists its product as uncharacterized. The record is from RefSeq and is a predicted model, not a curated record. NCBI's taxonomy places the organism in Eukaryota, Fungi, Basidiomycota, Microbotryomycetes, Sporidiobolales, Sporidiobolaceae. The coding region runs from base 67 to 1128 and encodes 353 amino acids. Gene Ontology annotation, molecular function: oxidoreductase activity. The transcript is spliced from 6 exons.
CUCGACGCUCUCUUGCUCUCGCUCGACCCUGCGACCGUGGCCUCCUCGACAGCAGCAGACGCACCGAUGCGCGCCCUCACCAUCUCGCACCCGCUCUCGUCCUCGUUCGACAACCUCACGUUUACCUCUCGCCCUCGCCCGCCCGCACCAACCGGCACCCAGGUCCUCAUCCGCGUAAAGGCCGUCAGCCUCAACGCCCGCGACGUCCAGAUCGCCAGCGGCACCUACCCAGCCCCGAUCCAGGUCCAACAGGGCAUCGUCGCCGGCAGCGACGCCGCAGGAGACGUCGUCGCCGUCGGCGACCGCGUCUCGAGGGUCAAGGUCGGCGACAAGGUCACGCCCGUCUUUGCCCAAUCCUUCCUCCACGGCGAGCACGACCCGGACUACCAGAAGAACGGCCUCGGCGGCGGCAUCGACGGCGUCCUGUCCGACUACUUUGUGUGCGACGAGGCCGGCGUCGUCCUCAUGCCGUCCAACCUCAGCUACACGCAGGCGUGCUGUAGCGUCAUCACCGGCGUUACGGCAUGGCACUGCUUCUCGUACCCCGGGUGCAGCCUCAAGACGGGCGAGACGGUCCUCGUCCUCGGGACCGGCGGCGUCUCGAUCUACGCCGCUCAGCUCGCGCUCGCGUCGGGCUGCCGCGUCAUCGUCACCUCGUCCUCGGACGCCAAGCUCGCCCGCGCCCGCGACGAGCUCGGCGUGCACGGCACCGUCAACUACCGCACGCACCGCGACUGGGACGUCGAGGUGCGCAAGCUCACCGGCGGGCGCGGCGUCGACCACGUCAUCGAGGUCGGCGGCAAGGGCACGCUCGUCAGGAGCAUCCGCAGCUGCAGGCCGUUGGGCAACGUGUGGGUCGUCGGGUACAUGAGCGACUACGCGGCGGGCAAGGUCGAGGGGCAGGACGACGAGGCGCAUGAGCUCGCGAAAGAAAUCCUGUACACCCAGGCGAGGGUUUCCGGCGUCGUGUGCGGCUCGAGGGACAUGUUCGAGGACAUGAACCGCUGCGUCGAGGUCAACAAGAUUGUGCCGGUGGUCGACCGCGUGUUCCCGUUCGACGAGGCUCGAGAGGCGUACCGCUACUUGAACAGCGGGGCGCACUUUGGCAAGGUCGUCAUCGAGCUGUAGACGGUGUUCGUAGACUGCACAUAGACGAGUUCGAGCAGCA